GCGUCCGUGGGCGAGCGGCCCCAUGAGCCGGCAGCUGGGCGUGCGGGGCUCGGAUGGGGAGGACGAGGAGGAGGAGGUGGAAGGGGGCAGGGGCGUCCCGGGGCAGCCCCGCCGGCAGGGGGAGCCCGAGGGGAAGCCGCCUUACUCCUACAUCGCGCUCAUCACCAUGGCCAUCCUGCAGAGCCCGCAGCAGAAGCUGCCGCUGAGCGGCAUCUGCGCCUUCAUCCGCGGCCGCUUCCCCUACUACCGGCGGCGCUUCCCCGCCUGGCAGAACAGCAUCCGCCACAACCUCUCGCUCAACGACUGCUUCGUCAAGCUGCCGCGGGAGCCGGGCAGCCCGGGCAAGGGCAGCUACUGGGGCCUGGACCCGGCCUCGCAGGGCAUGUUCGACAACGGCAGCUUCCUCCGCCGCAGGAAGCGCUUCAAGCGCCCCCCGCCGCCGCCGCCCGCCCCGGCCCCGGCCCCGCUCUGCCCGCCCUGCGCCCUGCUGCCCGCCGAGCCCCUGCGCUCCGGGCUCCCGCUGCACCCCGCCUGCCCCCUGCCGCGCCGCGCCCUGCAGCUGGGGGUGCUGCUGCUGCGCGAGCAGGAGGCGGCCGGGGCGCAGCAGGCGGCCGCUCCCCCCGGCCGCGGCUGCUCCUUCAGCAUCGAGAGCAUCCUGAUGGGCAGCGAGCCGGCCCCCAGCCCGCUGCCGCCGCCGGCCGCCGCCUGGCCUUGCGGGCCCCAGCUCCUGCCCCGCGCCCCCUGCCUGCUGCCCGCCGCCCUGCUCGGCCUGGCCUCGCCGUGGGACGCCGCCUGCUGCGCCCCGGGGGCCGGGAAGGGCGCCCGCCUCCUCCGGCCCAGCCCUGGGGCGGCGGCGGUGCUGGGCUGCCAGCCCGGGCCGGGCCCCGCCAGGCUGCUGCCCCUUGGAGCGGCUGCGGGGGGAUUGCCGGCCGCCUUCUAG
Molecule: messenger RNA, 940 nt
Organism: Mauremys mutica (yellowpond turtle)
Lineage: Eukaryota; Metazoa; Chordata; Testudines; Geoemydidae
Gene: FOXD4L3
Product: forkhead box D4 like 3
Exons: 1
Coding region: 23-940 (305 amino acids)
Biological process (GO): anatomical structure morphogenesis; regulation of transcription by RNA polymerase II; cell differentiation
Molecular function (GO): RNA polymerase II cis-regulatory region sequence-specific DNA binding; DNA-binding transcription factor activity, RNA polymerase II-specific
Source: RefSeq, a predicted model, not a curated record